This is a messenger RNA of Haliotis rubra (blacklip abalone), 1122 nucleotides long. RefSeq lists its product as uncharacterized. Bases 1 to 1122 code for a protein of 373 amino acids. The record is from RefSeq and is a predicted model, not a curated record. The transcript has 2 exons. Lineage: Eukaryota; Metazoa; Mollusca; Gastropoda; Lepetellida; Haliotidae.
AUGGCUGUGAGUCGAGCUAGUCUAGAGGCUGUGCUGUGUGGACCCCAUUCCCCUGGUGCUCCUCUUACAAGGGUCAGAAGAGACACAUUUACCCAGUACAAGGGUCUGAAGAGAGACACAUUUACCCAGUACAAGGGUGAAGAGAGACACAUUUACCCAGUACAGGGUCAGAAGAGAGACACAUUUACCCAGUACAAGGGUCAGAAGAGAGACACAUUUACCCAGUACAAGGGUCAGAAGAGAGACACAUUUACCCAGUACAAGGGUCAGAAGAGAGACACAUUUACCCAGUACAGGGGUCAGAAGAGAGACACAUUCACCCAGUACAGGGUCAGAGAGAGACACAUUUACCCAUUACAAGGGUCAGAAGAGAGACACAUUUACCCAGUACAAGGGUCAGAAGAGAGACACAUUUACCCAGUACAAGGGUCAGAAGAGAGACACAUUUACCCAGUACAGGGGUCAGAAGAGAGACACAUUUACCCAGUACAGGGGUCAGAAGAGAGACACAUUUACCCAUUACAAGGGUCAGAAGAGAGACACAUUUACCCAGUACAGGGGUCAGAAGAGAGACACAUUCACCCAGUACAGGGGUCAGAAGAGAGACACAUUCACCCAUUACAAGGGUCAGAAGAGAGACACAUUUACCCAGUACAGGGGUCAGAAGAGAGACACAUUUACCCAGUACAGGGGAGAGACACAUUUACCCAGUACAAGGGUCAGAAGAGAGACACAUUCACCCAUUACAAGGGUCAGAAGAGAGACACAUUUACCCAGUACAAGGGUCAGAAGAGAGACACAUUCACCCAGUACAGGGGUCAGAAGAGAGACACAUUCACCCAGUACAAGGGUCAGAAGAGAGACACAUUUACCCAGUACAAGGGUCAGAAGAGAGACACAUUUACCCAGUACAGGGGUCAGAAGAGAGACACAUUUACCCAGUACAAGGGUCAGAAGAGAGACACAUUUACCCAGUACAAGGGUCAGAAGAGAGACACAUUCACCCAGUACAGGGGUCAGAAGAGAGACACAUUUACCCAGUACAAGGGUCAGAAGAGAGACACAUUCACCCAGUACAAGGGUCAGAAGAGAGACACAUUCACCCAGUACAAAUAUCGAUAA